Molecule: messenger RNA, 363 nt
Organism: Phytomonas sp. EM1
Lineage: Eukaryota; Euglenozoa; Kinetoplastea; Trypanosomatida; Trypanosomatidae
Source: the annotation of a GenBank genome assembly
AUGAAGGAGUCCUUUACGACCCCUGAUCUAUCUUUGGUGAGGACACAACAUAGUGAAAAAGGUACUGGUAGUUCUCGGCGAGCACAAGGAAAUCUCUCUAACGAUGAGAAUCGUGACUUUAUCAGCGAAUACAAGCGUAACUACUACAAAAAAGAUCCCCUUACACAUGUUAGACAGUAUGAACACCCACAGGUUUGUGUACACCAUGUUGAUCCUUCUUUUUAUACAACUACCAUGCAGGCUUCUUUUGGGCUCAGAGAUGUAGCCCCGCAGCGCGCUGGCUAUACUUCCCAGCUUCGUGAAGUCCGUCACAUGGCUACGGAUAAGUAUUUGACCACAAACCAGGCCACAUAUGGGGCGUAG